GAACUUCUCAGAUAGCGGGUAGCAGUUUGAUGGAAAUUAUUGAUGGCUAUUAACAGGGUGUCAAAAGCAUACAAAAUGUGCUUUUCGUGUAGUUUCUGCUCCGGACGGAGUCCAUACUAUAUAUCUGUGAGAGAGCAAAGCAAGACAUCAGAUUAUACGAAUUGUGUUAUUCCUUCACCUGAAAACAGGAAAACAGAUUUUAUAUCUCAAACCUUUUUCGAACAGCUCUCGAGAGUUUUGUUCCCCUGAAAAUAUUUCUGUUUAGUCAGCAAAGAUUUUUUGACAGUAUAAUAUGGCCAAUUCGCCAUUACCUACAGCAGAAUAUUUGCGCGAAGCUCUCAGGAAGACCUGCAAUUGUAAUCCUGAUGUUUCCGACAGUCUAGUAUAUUAUUGUGAACGUGCUGAUGUCACGGACGCUGCUGAAUAUCUUCAUAAUAUUAUUCAAGGUGAUGGAGAGCAUGUCAUUGAUGAAUAUGUUCGCAGACGAUCUCUUGGAAAGCAGACUAACAAAGAUGAUUCUCCAGGCGAACCUAUGCAAAUCUAUAAGAAACCUGAAGUAUCUUUGAGUACACCAAAACCUAUGCAAACCUACAAGAAACCUGAAGUUUUUUCAAGUAAACCAGUUGCUGGUAAAACUAGAAAAAAGUUAACACCAGGCACACAAUCUUUAAAAAAUGCUAGUUUUGUAUCAAAAGAUAAUCAGCAUGGUGUUAGUGGAAAGGAGCAUACUGAUGAAAGAGUUGCUAAAAUAAUUAAUCCUACACACUUAAGGCAGCGUGAGAAAUGCGACUGUCAAGCUAGGGAGCACAAGUUGGUGAACAAUUGCCUUGAAUGUGGUAGGAUUGUUUGUGAAAAGGAAGGUGAAGGCCGCUGUAUGUUUUGUGGGAGAAGUGAAAUUUGGCACCAUAGUAGCCCAUCAAGACAUUUGAGAGGUCCUGCAGAAGAAGCUGAAGACAGAGCAAUUAUACUGAAGAAUAAACUUCUGGAACAGGAUCGCCAGGGAAAUCUGCAAACAACCAUUAUUGAUGAUCAAAGUGAUUUGUUUAAUAUUGAAGAGAACACUUGGAUGAGCCCUGAGGAAAGGCUGGAAAGGAAGAAACAGCAGAUAAUUCUUGAUGAAGCUGAAAGUGUGAGGAGAAAUAGAACAGUUUUUAGGCUGGGUGCUGAUGUUGGAGAGGUUGAUUUUACCACUGAAGAUGCUAUCCAGCAAAGUGACUCAGGUCUCCAUUCUGCGAAAAAAGAAGCUGUUCAAAUCAUUGGCUUAAGGGAAGAUCCAAAUAGGCAGCAAUCCUCAGAUACCCAUUCUGCAAAUAAAAGAAUUGUCCAAACUUCCCGCAUAAAGGCAAACCCAAGUAUUCAGGAAAUCCCAGUUUAUGUUUCCACUGAGAAGCCUGCAAAACACAAUGGUCGUAUGGAGGAUAGAAGAAUGCCAGAAAGCAUGAAGGUCAGAAGUGGAAGGGUACAGCAUGAUGAUCCAUUAUUUCGUGUCCCUAGCCUUCCCCUUCGGAAAGGAAGAGAUGUUUUUGAUAUCUGCUUACCCAAUAAUGAUGCAGCAAGUCAGGGAGAAGGGCUUACUGAACUAUCCCUUUCCUUAUAUGCCCAAACUAAAGUAAAGAAGCAGAAUAGUGAAAAUUGUAAAGGGCCCCAGAUUUUGAGGCCAGGCAUGGUGUUGUUGAAGAAAUGGCUCAAUGAAAAUGAUCAGAUUGAAAUAGUUAAAAUAUGUCAACAACUUGGUGUUGACAAGGGAGGAUUCUAUCAACCUGCUUAUGAAGAAGGAAGCAAAAUGCAUUUGUGGAUGAUGUGCCUCGGUAAGAACUGGGACCCAGAAUCCAGAUCUUAUGAAGAUGUGCGUUCCUAUGAUAAUGAAAAACCACCAUCUCUUCCUUCGGAUUUUAUACCCUUGGUUCGGAAAGCUAUUCGGUCUGCUCAUGAUGAAAUAAAAAAUCACAGCAAAUUAAAAGAGGAGGAUGUACAAAAUGUAUUGCCAUUCAUGAAACCUGAUGUGUGCAUAGUAAAUUUCUACAAAGAAAGUGGAAGAUUAGGGCUACAUCAGGACAAGGAUGAAAGUAGCAGCAGCCUCCAGAAAGGGCUACCCGUAGUAUCAUUUUCUGUUGGUGAUGCGGCAGAGUUUCUUUAUGGAACAGAAAGAGACCCAGAGAAGGCUGAAAAGAUUAUAUUGGAAUCUGGAGAUGUUUUAAUCUUUGGGGGUGAAUCUCGACAUGUUUUCCAUGGCAUAUCUGUUGUGAAGCCUAACACCUUUCCUAAAUCCCUUUUACAAAAGACAAGGUUGUGCCGAGGAAGACUAAACUUGACUUUCAGGCAAAUCUAAUUGUUUUGCGAAUUUCCAGGCAUCUUUCAGAUGGAAGUUGCUAUGAAAAUUUUGUAUUGUACUGCCUAGCCUGUAUAGAAUGUACCUUUUAAAAAAUUUGAGAGAUAUUUGAAUUGUAAUAUGAUGCUGGGUAUAAUUUGAUAGCUUUACUGUGGGAUUUUCAUCC
This is a messenger RNA of Cryptomeria japonica (Japanese cedar), 2495 nucleotides long. RefSeq lists its product as uncharacterized. Gene Ontology annotation, biological process: regulation of DNA-templated transcription; oxidative RNA demethylation. Gene Ontology annotation, molecular function: oxidative RNA demethylase activity; ferrous iron binding; broad specificity oxidative DNA demethylase activity. Gene Ontology annotation, cellular component: cytoplasm; nucleus. Bases 293 to 2329 code for a protein of 678 amino acids. The record is from RefSeq and is a predicted model, not a curated record. The transcript has 6 exons. Lineage: Eukaryota; Viridiplantae; Streptophyta; Pinopsida; Cupressales; Cupressaceae.